GAUCUGAACAAACAAGCAAAAGCGUCCUUGGCAAUUUGACAAGCAAAUGGGCACAAAUCACUGGGAAAUUGCUAUUUCUUAUCCUGGCGACAAACAUAUUCAUGGUUAAUUCAAAGUAAAGAGAAUUGAAUGGUCAUGUUUGUUUAUCUUAGCAAGAAAAUUGCUAUCCCCAACAAUACAAAAUUAAAAUGUAUUGGAUGGAAUCGAGAACAUGGCUACAUUGCAUGUGGUGGUGAUGAUGGUCUGCUAAAAGUACUAAAAUUGGAAACUCAAUCAGGUACAGACCAGAAAGUAAAGGGACUUGCUGCUCCAAGCAACCUCUCAAUGAAUCAAACACUAGAAGGCCACUCAGGUGCAGUGCAAGUGGCAACCUGGAAUGAACACUUUCACAAGUUAACAACAAGUGAUCAAGGAGGGCUGAUCAUAGUUUGGAUACUUUAUAAAGGUGCAUGGUACGAAGAAAUGAUUAACAAUCGAAAUAAAAGUAUUGUGUGUGACAUGAAAUGGAAUUCUGAUGGACAGAAAAUUUGUAUUGCGUAUGAGGACGGUGCUGUAAUAAUGGGUUCUGUUGAUGGCAAUAGAAUUUGGGGAAAGGAAAUGAAAAAUCUGCAGUUAAGCAAAGUUGAGUGGUCACCUGAUGGAAAAAUCAUUUUACUUGGUAUUGCAAAUGGAGAAGUACAAGUCUUUGAUAACAUGGGAAACCCUAUUGGAGGAGUAACUUUGUAUUGUCUGGAGGAAGUUACUGGUGCAUAUAAAAUUGCUGGGUUAGAGUGGUAUAAUGGCAGAUUUGGAUAUAUGGAACCUAAUUGCCCCUGCCUGGCAGUAUGUUUUGAUAAUGGGCUAUGUCAAAUUAUGCGUAAUGAAUUUGAUGAAGCACCAGUACUAAUGAAUACAUUCAUGAAGAUUGCAUCAGUGAAAUGGAGUCAUAAUGGGUCAGUGUUAGCCAUUGCUGGCGCACAAAAAAUUUCUGGUCAAGAUAAAGAAAUAAACUGUGUGCAGUUUUAUAAUCCAUUGGGGGAGCAUUUACGUACACUCAAAGUACCCGGGAAAGAAAUAAAUUCUCUGUCAUGGGAAGGUGGAAGUUUGCGUAUUGCUUUGGCUGUGGAUUCAUUUAUUUAUUUUGCAAACAUCCGUCCUGAUUACAAGUGGGGCUACUUUGCAAAUACGUUAGUGUAUGCAUUUACAAAACCUGAUAGACAAGAAUGGUGUGUUGUAUUCUGGGAUACUAAGGGAAACGAGCGCUAUGUGAAGUAUGUACGUAACUUAGUCAGUAUCACGGCUUGCGCUGAACAUUGUGUUUUAGUCACCAAGGCUGACGAUGUUAACGUCCAGUAUGUUUUGGUGUUGUGUAAUGCAAUCGGAACUCCACUUGAUUCCAGAUAUAUUGAUAUAGAUCCUUUGUUUGUUGCCAUGACAGCAGGUCAUGUAGUGGCUGCAUCAAAAGAAGCAUUCUACACAUGGCACUACAAAACAACAAAAAAAUUUAACUCCAUUGAAAUGAACCAAACCAUCCAAAGAAAAAGAGAUGGAACAGAAAAAAUGUUUCAUAUCGAUGAUGUACCAUCAGGUGCUGGUGAGGGUAUUCUGGACCCAAAGAAAGCUAAAGCUCCCACACAAGAUCCAAUAUGUUGCAUUUGUGGUUCCGAAAAAAUGGUGAUUGUGGGACGUGAAUCUGGCACCAUACAUAAAUAUUCAUUACCGAGACUGGCUCUUGAAAAUAAAUAUGUUUUGAAUUGUCGACCAUAUCAGAUAGCUUUAAAUAGUACCUCUGUAAAAUUGGCCAUCAUUGAUAUUAUGGGAAUUUUAACAUUUUUUGAUUUUGAAGCAAAGAAAGUUGAUAUAAAAACUGGUCAAGAAGAAACUGGAGAGCAUUUAAGAUUUGAACGUAAAGAUGUUUGGGAUAUGAAAUGGGCAGAUGACAACCCUGAGCUAUUUUCUAUGAUGGAGAAAACAAGAAUGUAUAUCUUCAGAAGCCUUGAGCCAGAGGAACCUAUACUGUCAUCUGGUUACAUAUGUCAGUUCAGUGAUCUUCAAAUCAAAUCUGUCUUACUGGAUGAGAUAAUGAAAGAUCCUGAUAAUCCCACAAGAGAGAAUGUUAUUGAUAUGGAAACUAAGUCACUGCGUGAUAGUCGUGACUUACUCGAAAAAGUUGGUAUUGAUGAUGCAUAUCAGUUUAUUGUUGAUAAUCCACACCCAAGAUUGUGGCGUCUCCUCGCAGAGUGUGCUUUGGAGCGCUUAGACUUAGAGGUAGCAGAAAAGGCUUUCGUGCAAUGUAAAGAUUAUCAAGGCAUCAAGUUUGUGAAACGUCUGGCUAAGUUAGAUAGUGAGAUGAUCAAGACAGCAGAAGUUGCAGCUUAUUUUCAGCGAUUUGAUGAAGCUGAAAAACUAUAUCUUGACAUGGACAGAUGGGAUUUAGCGGUUGAUUUGCGUAUGAAGCUUGGUGACUGGUUUCGUGUUGUCCAAUUGGUUAAGUGGGGUGGUGGUGGGGAUGACAACUUACUUGAGAAAGCCUGGAACGCGAUAGGAGAUUAUUACUGCGACCGACAAAAAUGGGCCAAUGCUAUUCAGUACUACGUGGAAGGUCGAAAUGAUGAAAGAAUUGCUGAAUGCUACUACAUGCUUGAGGAUUAUCAAGGACUGGAGAAGUUCACUGAACAGCUACCUGAUAAUCAUCAUCUGUUAAAGUCCAUCGGAGAGAUGUUUUCAUCUGUCGGACUUUGUGAACAAGCUAUAACCGCGUUUGUCAAAACUAAUCAAGUGAAGCAGGCGAUUGAUACGUGCGUUACGUUAAAUCAAUGGGAUUUAGCUGUUAAACUGGCUAAAGAGCAUAAACACUACGAAAUCAACAGUUUACUUGCAAAAUAUGCUGCUCACUUGUUAGAGAAGAAUAAACUAUUAGAAGCGAUCGAGUUGUAUCGGAAAGCAAAUCAUUUCGUUGAUGCAGCAAAACUUUUGUUUCAACUUGCUGAUCAAGUGGCGAAGUCAAGAGUGAAUCCGAUGCGAGCGAAGAAGUUGUAUGUUUUGGGUGGUCGGCUGAUUGAAAACUAUCAUGAAUUAGUUAAAGAAAACGCCUCUGCUGAUAAAAACUCUACGAAGAAGAGUGAAACAUCAUCUGCGUUGGCUGGUUUGUUGCAAGAGGAUUACACUUCUUCUGGAGACUCCCUCGUGAUUGAUAAUGCGUGGAGGGGCGCCGAGGCGUUCCACUUCUACUUGUUGGCGCAGCGACAAUUAUACGAUGGACGACCAGACGCAGCUCUUAGAACGGCCAUGAGACUUCGUGAAUAUGACGAUAUUAUCGAUCCAGUGGAUGCGCAUUCGUUGCUUGCUUUAGUAGCAUGUGCAAAUAAAGCAUUUGGUGUAUGUUCAAAGUCAUUCAUAAAGUUGGAGUCCGUUGAAGGUAUGUCAGAAGAUAUACGCGAACGAUAUGAGGAACUUGCAUUGGAAAUCUUUACUAGACACGGUCCGAAAGACGGCCAUGCAAGUUUAGUUGAAUGUACUGGAUGUGGGUCAAAUAUUCCAUACUGGUGUACUUCAUGCCCAAGUUGUGACACAAAGUUUAGUGCAUGUAUUGUCAGUGGUCGCCCGCUGCUGGAGUACCAAUUUUGGAUGUGCCGUGUAUGCAAGCACAGGGCAUAUGAGGAAGAGAUCAGUAGUUACAACGCUUGCCCGUUGUGUCAUACGAAUUUAUAGUAAAAACCGACUCAAAUAACUUCAUUUAAGUGCUGCAUUUGUGAUAACCCAAACAACGGUUAACUGUUUCACGCGGUGCCUGAAAUAAUCGAUAAUAGGUCUUUAUGAAAAUCCGCAGUUAAGACCUGGUUCAAAUUUUGCGACGCAAAAUCAAGCGACACACGCAUGCGUAUAGUUGAUUUUAAAUAUCUGACGCAAACGAAAGCGCAAGAAGUACACAUGAUAAAAUCAAGACGCAAGAAAACGCAGAAUGAGUUAAGGAAAGAAAAAGCGUUACAGAAAAAUAGAAUUCAAUUUACUAAACUGUAUAUGGUUGAUCGACCGUAAACAUAAGCAGAACUGGUUCAUUAUUUUUUUUAUCACUACAGAACGAGACAUUUUCGGAAUUUGUCUGCCAGCCUUUUAUCAAAAGAUUCCGUUUUACACUACUUCUGUGAUUUUUGUUUUUAUUAUGAGAGUCAUGCGUUUCUUAUUGCAUCUGCGUUUACUAACGUUUUCUAGUUCACACUAUGGGAAACUAUUCUGAAAAUGUAAAUGAAUACGCAAACUUUUUGAUAUCUUGCAUUGAGCGUAUGCUUGAGUCAAAAGUAUACGCAUAAUUUUUUCUUGCGUUUGUAUACACUGGUGUUUUCGUUUACGUCACAAAUGUGAACCAGCCUUAACUUUAGCUUAUCGGUUAGCUAUUUAAGAAAAGGAUUUCUUUAACUUGUCUACAUAUUUUGUGGCUUUGUUUUCUUUUUAUUGCUCUAAGUGGAGUUGAAUGUAACUCUGCAACUUUGUCUUCUCUUUUCGAGGUAGCUGCAUUAACUAAAUCGUAAUUUUAACUGAUGAAUUAACUCUGCUUUAAAAUGUCACGUUAAUAAUUCUCUUAGUAUACACUUUUCGUUGUGUGCUUUUUACACAAAGAAUUUUAUUUAAAUUGGGUUUUUAUCUAGAAAUAAAUUGUUGUAUAUAGAUACCAACUUUAUUAAUUUAUUUUUACGCUACCAUUUUGGUUUCGUGUAAACUUUAUUGUACCAUUUUAGUUUCGUGUAAACAUUGUUAUUGUAAGGUUAAUUUCUUGUAAAUAUGAUUUUAAUUAUGUGAAACAUGGA
Hydractinia symbiolongicarpus is the source of this 4784-nucleotide messenger RNA. RefSeq names its product WD repeat-containing protein 35-like. The coding region runs from base 130 to 3690 and encodes 1186 amino acids. Lineage: Eukaryota; Metazoa; Cnidaria; Hydrozoa; Anthoathecata; Hydractiniidae. Gene Ontology annotation, cellular component: non-motile cilium; intraciliary transport particle A. Gene Ontology annotation, biological process: protein localization to cilium; intraciliary retrograde transport; non-motile cilium assembly. The transcript is spliced from 34 exons. The record is from RefSeq and is a predicted model, not a curated record. Gene Ontology annotation, molecular function: protein binding.